Messenger RNA from Aureobasidium uvarum, 804 nucleotides. The record is from the annotation of a GenBank genome assembly. Lineage: Eukaryota; Fungi; Ascomycota; Dothideomycetes; Dothideales; Saccotheciaceae.
AUGCACGACCUCACUGGAAAGAUCGUGCUGAUCACUGGUCUCGGACAAAGCGCUGGUCAAGGCUGGGGUAUUGGAGCGGCAACAGCAAUCCUGAUGGCUCGUCAGGGAGCAAAGAUCUUUGGCGGAAACCGGACCAAAGCUUCUACCUUGUCGACUCAAAGCGCAAUAGAAGAGGUCGGAGGCGUCUGCGACAUCGUGGAAUGCGACGUUACGGACUCGAAUUCAGUCAAAGGGCUGGUAGAUGCAUGCAUGGCAAAGCAUGGGCGCAUUGACAUCUUGGUCAAUAACGUAGGGAGGUCAGAGCCAGGAUCGCCUGCCACAAUGUCGCCGGAAGUGUGGGAUGCGCAGGUAAACAUCAACCUCAAUAGCGUCUUCUUGCUGUGCCACUACACAUUGCCAAUCAUGGAGAAGCAGGGCAGUGGUGCUAUCGUGAGCAUCUCAAGUAUUGCAGGCAUGCGCUACAUCGGCAAACCUCAGAUCGCCUAUUCAGCAACCAAAGCCGCAAUCAUACACUUCAUGAAGACUGCAGCGAUCAUGUAUGCCGUCAAAGGCAUACGCUUGAACACGGUCGUUCCUGGAUUGAUGGAGACGCCCUACACUCAGGGACUUGCCGCAAAGUACGGUCAGGGAGAUUAUGAGAGCUUCAAGCAGAUGAGGAAUACUCAGGUCCCAAUGGGCAAGAUGGGAGAUGCUUGGGACGUCGCGAAUGCUGCGUUGUUCUUGGCCUCGGACGAAGCCAAGUACAUAACUGGACAGGAAAUUGUUGUUGACGGAGGCAUCACUUCCUCCACGGGACGGACAUAG